This is a messenger RNA of Cucumis sativus (cucumber), 2199 nucleotides long. RefSeq lists its product as uncharacterized. The transcript has 4 exons. The record is from RefSeq and is a predicted model, not a curated record. Lineage: Eukaryota; Viridiplantae; Streptophyta; Magnoliopsida; Cucurbitales; Cucurbitaceae. The coding region runs from base 1 to 2199 and encodes 732 amino acids.
AUGGAUAAAUCUUGGAUGCACAAGAGUAGAUUGUCUAAAGAUUAUGAGUUGGGUGUGGAAAACUUCAUCAAAUUUGGAUUUUCUAAUACAACUAGCUCCUAUAUUUGUUGUCCUUGUUUGAAAUGUGGGAAUUGUGAAAAACAUAGUAGAAAGGGUGUUAGAGAUCACUUGUAUGUUAAUAUGUUUGACAUUCAUACAUGUGAAGAUGAUGAUGUUGGACGUGUAAAAGAAAUUAUUGAAGUUGCUAAUGAGGAAUAUUCAAAAGACCCAACUGGAUUUGAGAAGUUGCUUAUUGAUGCUGAAAAACCAUUGUACGAAGAAUGCAAAAAGUACACAAAGUUGUCUACUCUAGUCAAAUUGUAUAAUUUAAAAGUUAGGUAUGGAUGGAGUGAUACUAGUUUUUCAGAAUUACUUGAAACUUUGAAGGAAAUUCUGCCUACUACCAAUAAGCUCCCGAAUUCAUUAAAAGAAUUUGCUAAUGCAAUUGAAUGUCCUGAAUGUGGUCAAUCAAGGUGGAAAAACGUCAAGGAUACAAAUGAAAGGAGAAAGCAAAUUCCCUCUAAAGUGAUAUGGUACUUUCCAAUCAUUCCACGAUUUAAAAAGCUAUUCAGAAGCAUUGAAUGUGCUGAAAACUUGACUUGGCAUUCUACUAAAAGAAUUAAUGAUGGUAAGUUACGACAUUCAGUAGACUCUCCAGCAUGGAAGUUAGUAGACAUGAAAUGGCCAGACUUCGGUUCUGAACCCAGAAAUCUUCAUUUAGCAUUGUCAGCCGAUGGAGUAAAUCCUCAUGGUGACAUGAGUUCGAAAUACAGUUGUUGGCCGGUAGUGAUGGUUAUUUACAAUCUUCCACCAUGGUUGUGUAUGAAAAGAAAGUACAUGAUGCUAUCAAUGCUAAUUUCAGAACCAAAACAACCAGGGGAUGACAUAGGCAUAUACUUAGCACCACUAAUUGAAGAUUUAAAACUUUUAUGGGAAAGUGGUGUUGAAUGUUAUGAUGCUUAUCGAGAAGAACCAUUCAACUUAAGGUCAGUUUUGUUGUGGACAAUCAAUGAUUUUCCUGCAUAUGGUAACCUUAGUGGAUGUUGUGUGAAAGGGUAUAAAGCAUGCCCAAUUUGUGGAGAUAAUACAAAUUCUAUAAGGUUAAAGUAUGGGAAGAAAAUGGCAUACCUUGGACAUCGUAGAUUUUUGGCACGAAAUCAUCUGUAUCGACGACAAAAGAAGUCAUUCAAUGGUAAAAAAGAACUUGAUACAAUUCCAGAGCCACUUUAUGGGGAGGAUGUGUAUUUAAAAUUGAAAGAUCUUGAAUUUUCUAGAGGGAAGAAGAACCAUAAGAAACAGUUGAUGAACAGAAGUACGCUUCUUGAUAUUCCUGGGAAAAGUAAGGAUGGAUUGAAUGCUAGACGCGAUUUAGUUGAUCUAAAACUUCGACCAGAGCUUGCCCCUAUCAGCAGUGAAAAGAAAAUAUUCAUUCCGCCCGCGUGUUAUACUCUUACAAAGGAUGAAAAACGAUGUGUUUUGAAGACUUUGUCUGAAAUAAAGGUUCCUGAAGGUUACUCUUCCAAUAUUAGAAACCUUGUGUCAAUGACAGAUUUAAAACUUAAUAGUUUAAAAUCUCAUGAUUGUCAUGUGCUCAUACAACAGUUGUUUCCCAUUGCGAUAAGAUCAGUGCUACCGAAACAUGUUCGUUAUGCUAUAACUAGGUUGUGCGUCUUUUUCAAUUAUGUAUGCAACAAGGUAUUAGACGUACAACAACUAGACAAGUUGGAAGAAGAUAUUGUGGUAACAUUGUGUUUGUUUGAAAAGUAUUUUCCCCCUUCAUUCUUCACAAUCAUGAUUCAUCUCACAGUACACAUAGUUAGAGAAGUCAAACUUUGUGGCCCUAUAUAUCUUCGAUGGAUGUAUCCCUUUGAAAGAUUCAUGAAGGUCAUUAAAAACUCUGUGAGGAAUAGAUAUCGUCCAGAAGGUUGUAUUGCUGAAAGUUAUUUAAUAGAAGAAGCUGUUGAAUUUUGUACUGAUUUCUUAUCUGGAGUAGAUCCCAUUGGACUUGGGACUCGCAAGUCACAAGACCAUUUAGAUACUUCAAACAUUGGUAGACCAUUGUCCAUGGGAGUUCCUUUCAAACCUCAACAAGAACUUCUACAUCAAGCUCAUCAAUAUGUUUUGGAAAAUACAGUCGAUGUCCAACCAUAUACAGAGUAA